Molecule: messenger RNA, 879 nt
Organism: Acytostelium subglobosum LB1
Lineage: Eukaryota; Evosea; Eumycetozoa; Acytosteliales; Acytosteliaceae
Exons: 3
Source: RefSeq, a predicted model, not a curated record
AUGAUCACGAUGACAACUGAUUUGGUCAUAGAACGUCGAACGACAUUGAGAUACUCUAGAUUUGAACGGACGUGGUUGUUCCAUUCCAUUAUGGAACACUGUCAGAUUUUUAGUGUCAACCGAUCAUUUUUGGAACACAAUUACGAAUCCAAGAUAGACUUUUAUGGAUCAAACUCACCAAAUGUUGCAAAGGUAUUCCUUAUUUUGAAGGCCUUGAACUUGGACUUUAAUUAUCAUCAUGUUAAUUGGAGAGCUGGUGAUCAGUAUCGUCCAGAAUUUGUAAAGAUCAAUCCAAACUCAAAGUUACCUGCAAUUGUUGAUCAUGAUGUACAGGGCGAACCAAUAACUGUGUUUGAGAGUGGCAAUAUCCUACUCUACCUCGCCACCAAACACGGCAAGUUCGUACCCAAUGCGCUGACUCAGACCCGUGAGCACACCGAGGUCCUCAACUGGCUAUUCUGGCAAAUGGCCAACUUGGGUCCAAACUUUGGCAACUGGUUCCACUUUGCCAACUACGCCAAGGACAAGCUGGAGUACCCCAUCACCAGGUUCCACAACGAGCUGCGUCGUCUGUUCCACGUCCUCAACAACACACUUGAGCAUCGCAAGUUUGUCGCAGGCAAUGAUUUCUCUGUUGCCGAUGCCAGCAUCUUCCCUUGGGUGCGUAUAUUCAACUAUGUGCCCGAGUUCACCGCGGAGGAGUUCCCACAUGUAGUCAGAUGGUUGGCCACUGUGCGUGAGCUGCCAUUCGUACAACAAUGGGAGGCUGAUGACAAGGAGUACAACAUCAAGUAUCCCUUCCAACUACCAACUGAGGAGCAACGCAAGUUUAUGUUCCUUGUCGAUGGUCGCCAAAACAUCACACAAUCAACACAAGCA